This is a messenger RNA of Microdochium trichocladiopsis, 1670 nucleotides long. Its product is annotated as short chain dehydrogenase. The transcript is spliced from 2 exons. Bases 211 to 1263 code for a protein of 350 amino acids. The record is from RefSeq and is a predicted model, not a curated record. Lineage: Eukaryota; Fungi; Ascomycota; Sordariomycetes; Xylariales; Microdochiaceae.
GCUUAUUUAACAAACUCUAUGGUUGGGGAGUUACGACCCGCACAGCACAGCGGGAGCCUGCCGCAUCGUGCCAGUCGACUAGCCUACCAUAGUCUGGUCGCACUGGCUGCCUCUUGAGCCGCGCAUAGCCAAGAAUAACCCAAACCCCAAACAACCUACCUUGGGGGCUACUCAGGCUCUCAAAGCGUCGUGCAAGACCUCAUCAGAGAGAUGGACCUCAACAGUGCCGCCUCACCUGGCGGCAGCUCGCGUCCAAAGCUGCUGCUCCCGCCCAGCUGCAACCCUCCACUCCCCAAUGCUCCCGUCAACAAGCUCGUCUGGGUUGUCUUUGGCGGCACCGGCCACAUGGGCCGGUCGCUCGUCAAGUGCGCCCUCUCGCGCGGCGACAUGGUUACCAAUGUCGGCCGCACCUUUGAGACUACACCAGAGCAGAUGGUGGCUGCCGCCGCCAGCCAGCACCCCAAGAAUUGUUUUGGGGCCCUCUGCGAUGUGCGCGCGCGGGACAGCGUAGAGCGGGUUGUCGAGAGGACGCUCGAGCGCUUUGGUCGUAUCGACGUCGUCGUCAAUUGCGCGGGGUACGGCGUCAUUGGCGCCUGUGAGGACCAGGACGAGCACGAGAUCCGGAACCAGUACGAGAUCAACUUCAUGGGCACACUCAACAUCAUCCACGCCACGCUGCCGUACUUUCGACAGCAGUCUGCCGGGCGCUAUCUCAUCUUCAGCUCGACGAGCGGCGCUCUGGGCGUCCCCGGGCUAGGUCCCUACUGUGCGACCAAGUAUGCCGUGGAAGGACUCAUCGAGGCCAUGCUGUACGAGGUCGACAGCUUCAACGUCAAGGCGACGCUCGUCGAACCGGGGCUUGUCCGCCGCGACGAGCCUGACUCCCUCGACAAUCCACUGCCGACCUGGGGCCAUUUCCUCAUCAAGCCCGCGAGCGAGCCUUACUCUCACUCGACUUCUCCGGCUCUGCACGCAAAGCGCAUGGUCCAGUGGCUGGGCGACAGGCAGCCUACAAGCGCCGUCAAGUGCGCAGAGCUGGUCUGGCAGCUCGGUCACUGCUCCUACCCACCUCUGCGGCUUGUGCUCGGCAGCUACGCCAUAGAUAGCAUCAGGGACCGGCUAAGGUCUGUCACCGAGGAGCUCGAGGACUGGAAACACCUCAAUUUCCCAGUUGGUACUGGCGACGAGACCGCCACUAGCAGUCGGUCCAAUCAGCACAACAAGGAUGAUGAGAACAUGGCUGAUGUGCGAGGAUCUCCAUGACGCACAGCCAGGCAGGAUGUUGGCAGCCAAAGCUCAGGGCGCAAAAAUUCCACUCAGCGUGCUGUUCGAGUGGUUCACGCAGACUAGGGCAUUUGCAACGCGUCUCUACUCUCAGGCAAUACUAGGGCGGAAGCUGAUGCCGAACAAAGGGCUGCCGGUAUCUCUACCUUACUUAAUCAGGGGAGUGGCCGUGACUGCGCGCAAAGGGCGGCGUAGGGUAACAGCCGGUCGCCACCUAAGCCCUGCUGUUCGCUAGCCCAGUGUAGUCUCUCUGCCACAGAGCGAUCGAUGGCAGCUUUCACUGUUAUUUUGCGGCACUAGGGGUCUUGCUUCAUAAGGCGGGACAGCGACACAUCGCCACAAACUCAAAGGUCUUUCUAGACACAAUUCUGUACAGCAUAAUCCGC